Messenger RNA from Pecten maximus, 8544 nucleotides. Its product is annotated as protein Smaug homolog 1-like. Bases 519 to 2651 code for a protein of 710 amino acids. Gene Ontology annotation, molecular function: protein binding; mRNA binding; translation repressor activity. The transcript has 13 exons. Gene Ontology annotation, biological process: regulation of mRNA stability; negative regulation of translation; regulation of DNA-templated transcription. Gene Ontology annotation, cellular component: P-body. The record is from RefSeq and is a predicted model, not a curated record. Lineage: Eukaryota; Metazoa; Mollusca; Bivalvia; Pectinida; Pectinidae.
AGGUCAUACUCAUUUAUCAUCUCGACAGCUCUGUUUGCACUGAUCACUCUCCUGAAUGACAGUUGUCUUUGUGUGCAUUGCUAAUAAUUAAAUCUAUUUAAUGUGCAUAACAGGAGAAUCAAUUCUGUCAAAAAGAUACGUUUUAGCAUAAAAAUCUAUGUUUGUUUUUACUUAUUUGCCGCCAUUGUGACAAAUGAUGACGUCACUCAUUAGUAUUCCUCAACAUGUGGAGCUGAAUAACACGACCCUGUCAUUAUUGGAAUCGUUACCUAAGCCUAGAUGACUCUCUGUAUUAUGUUUACGUUUUCUUACCCAAACGGUUGGUUUGGGAUUCCGAGUGUCCAGGCAGUAUGAGGAGCAUCAACAUUGUAGAGUUCCUGUACCUCUUUUAUGGAGUGGAACUAUGUGAAUGAAGAACCAGAUGUAGAUUCACAUUGAAGAUGUUCUUGAAAGAAUAGUUUCUUAUGUGUUACAGAACAUUUAAGUGUCGUAAGAUGUGAAGGAUCAAACUUGAAACUAUGAAAUCAAAUAAUUUGUUUCGAGAUCAGGUGAACUCUGUGACUAAUUUGUUUGAGAAAUGGAGUGAGUGUGAACAGACAGUGGCUCUCUGUACUCUGUUCAAACAGAUCUCUCCUACACAAUGUCGCUUCCUUGCGCAAGUGUUGGACCAAACGGACUGCGCAGAUAUCGGCCAGACAGAAAAUGAGGCCAAUGAUCCAGUGUAUAUUCACAAGUUGGCCAACAAUGAUUCCAAGGAGUAUGCAAUUGCACAGCUUCUAGCACAUCUUCCCCUGCUUCGCACUGGAGAGAAUCAGGCCAAGGUGGAGUAUCUCUCUCUUAUCUCAUCCAUAUUGGGUUACACGAUACAAAACGGUACUCACAUUGAAGAAAGUCGACAAAUUAUUUCAUACUCAUUGAUGCAUCCUGCAAUUACUAGUGAUGAACGUUCAGAAUUCACCCUAUGGAUUGGGAAGCUGGAGGAACAGUUCACAUACAGUAUCCAUCCUCAACAAAAGAAGUCGGUGAAAGACGAGGAAAGUAUUAGUCAAUCUCUUGAGAAUUUGAACAUUAGUAACAAUGCCACACACAAACCAGUGGGCAGUGGGAGAACAAAUGGUUGGCACGUACACCCACCAGGAGAACCACUUAUUAUCAACACAAUGGACCCGAUGUCUGUCCCACCCAAUGGCCUCCUCAUUACUCAGCAAAAUCUCAUCAACCAGCGACAACACCAAGUACCCCCACCUCCACCACUAAACGGUAGCCAUGUCAGCUAUAAUCACACUGCCAACAAGUCACACCAUCUGCCACUCCAACCAACUAAGUCAGCUCCACCCAACUUUGUGUCAUCAGUGCCUUCUUCUCAAUCUUCAUUGAGCUCUGGCUCUGGUUCGCGAGUUCAUCAGCCAUUAGUGAGAACCCCAUCCGUUUCUGUGAUGCCUCCUUGCUCUAUCCCAGUGCCAAAUCACAUCAGCGACUGGUUACAGGCCAGUGAGGAUCAGUCCUCGCACUCCUCGUCUGAUAGAGGACGUUCACACUCCAUGACGUCGGACCAUGCUCCUCUGUCCCCACAGAGCAGUAUCACAUCCUCCAGCAGUAGUAGUGGAGAUACUCACCAGGAUGACGGUCCACAGCCAGUCAAAAACAGUUUUCUGGAGGAGGGGAGUGGCAUGAGGGACGUGCCAUUAUGGUUAAAAACACUGCGCCUUCAUAAAUAUGCCUAUAUCUUCCAACAAUUAACGUAUGAAGAAAUGAUGAACCUGACAGAGGAGUGGUUGGAAUCUCAGGUACAAUGGAAUGUAACAAAAGGUGCUAGAACAAAAAUUGUGCUCAGUCUGAACAAGCUUCGUGAAAGACAGUCUUUACUUCGCUCACUGGAAAAGGAGAUGAUGGAUGGAGGGUCAGUAAAAGCUGCUCUCACCGAGAUGAAGGUGAUCAUCAAUACACCAAUGAAGGCAUUCUCCCAGGAAACUGACCGUCUCCCAUCUUCGGGUUCAGAAGGGGGAGAUUAUUCUUAUAUUGCAGAAGGCGACUUGGUUGCACAGUUUACAAGGGUCAUGGGCAAAGUUUGUACACAGUUAUUGACGGCCAGCCGUCCGGAUGAUGAAUGUUUUAAUCUCUACCUCAGCCUCAUAGACAAGUGUAUCAAUCAUGAGGCCUUUACAUAUAGACAGAAAAAACUGCUGUCCACUUGGAAACAGGAAACACAGAGAAUAUAUCAGCCUCCACUCAAAUACAGUAUGGAUAGGAAACUGAAACCAGGAUGGGGUAAUACAUUUCCUCUUGGAGCCUCGUUGCGGGGCGGUCUGGCCCAGAAGGUCCCUCGACAGCCCCGUGCAGCUACACAGUGGAGUUUUGGAGCUAAGAGGUCGAUAGUGGGAGGUACUACCAGUGGUCACCUUCCAUUGACUCGCAACACCUCACUCAAUCCAGCACUCUUCUCCAGGCCAGGAUUCAUUGAGGGCAAGCAGCAGGUCACAAGAACCCACUCUGCUCCUUUGAGGUCUCCAAAUCUUGGCUUGGCUGUAUCAGAUUGCGAAUCUUCUGCAGACAGUGCAGAGAACUAUGCUCAAUUGGAUUCUUUGUGCAUGAGUGUAACAGAACAUGCUCUUGGAGGAUCAGAUUCUGGAGAUAAAGGUUCAGGAUUUUGAAAAUACUGAAGACAAGAGAGAACAGCAGGAAGAAAAGUACAGACAUAUGAUUUAGUUCUGGAUGAGUUGAUUUUGUGAGUUUAUGUUAAAAGUGUUUGUUUUAAAACAUACAUUAAAGGCUAUAUAUAUAGGGUCAAACCCAUCUAGACAAGAUUUAAUGUGUAUGGAUAUUUGUUUGGUCUGCAGUGGAGUGUCUCCGAGUACAUGUAUUUCUUCUGUAAGAUUGUGGCUAUCUUAACCAACCAUUAGUUUUAAUUGCCUUUGUUUUUCAUCUUUACCUUUUGUUUGUAAUUUACACUUUAUGAAUCCACACCAACACAUUUCCUACCACUAGUAUGGCCUGAUAGCCAUGUAUGUACCCGGACUAUUAUAAUCUUGUGAUUGUGGCGUGUUCAGUUUUCACUUAUAUUUUACGUUGUUAUUAUGGAUUUGUUGAUUUUUUUUUUUCUUCAUAUCAAGCUUUUUCAUAUUUUUCCAGACUCAGAUAUGUAUUGUUUAUUUAAUUUUAUAAAACAUAGAAUGUUUUGCUGUUUAAUUUUAGAUUUUAGUUGAAUGUAUAAAUAUUAGGGUUACAGCCGGAUCUGAUUACCUAUUUUGGUCAAGUAUAUGUAUAUUAAGUGUUUAUUAUUUAACAUUAAUGAGUUACCUGUGAUCAUUGCUUUUUUAUCUGUCUGUAUCAAAAAAAAAUUCACAUAGUGCCUUUUGUCAUAAAAGAUUUGAUGUUAACUAAAAGGUUCUGCCAAAAUCUAUGCAUGCACAAAUCAACCAAAUUGGUGCAGUAUUUCAUGGAUUACAAGUUGGCAUCCUUGAACAAAUGCAUCCAUUACUAGUGUCUAAGACACGUUUUAAUUACGUAUCAUUUUGAUGUGAAUGUAUAUAUUCCUGUGUGUACAGAAUUCAUCUUGAUGAACAUACAUAGUUAGUCCAAUGGAGAGAAAAUUUGUGCAUCUCAAAAUGUGUUUGUGUACAAGUGAGUGAAAAAUGAAAUAUUGUUGAUUUUGUCUGGAGUUAAGCUACCAUGGCCAGUAAUUUUAUAUCCUAUAAUGGUAUGCUGUCGUGUAGAAAUUGAAUUUCAGAAUGAUGAAGAUUUAGACAUUGUCAAACCCCGUAUUAUGCAACAUGGCACCUAAUAUUUGAUCAAAAUGUUAUGCAAAUAUGUUGGAAAAAAACAUAAUUUUAAAAAGCAAACACUGAGAUUUCUUUCUUGAUGUCUUCUUUCAAACUUCAAAAAAGAAUCUUCUGCAAUCCUCUGUGAUGUGGUUUCUCUUCAAAUUGCCCUACGUCUGUGGUCCAUCAAUCAUCCUCCCGUAAACAAUCAUUGUCCAUGCUGUUUCUUGAGAAAUACUGGGAGGAUUUUUUCUCAAACUUCACAAGGGGAACCAUCUUGGGUGUCCAUUCAAUUUUGAGUCUGAUUGGGAAAACUAAAUGGCCAACAGGCAGCCAUCUUGGAUUUUGGCAGUUGUAAUUUGUUAUUGAUACAUUUCAGAAAGUUCCUCUUAGAUCUUAGACUUCAUAUGUAGGUUUCCCAAGUUAUUAAAUGAUUGAGAGGUAGAAGGGUAAGAAGGGAAAAGUAGAGAAGAGAUCAGUCUUUCAUUGGACUGAUAAAGAUCAUUCAUUGGCGAGCACCAUAAUCCCUCUGGGAUCUCUUGUCUUUUCAUGUCCCUGAUACGGUCUGAAUCAUGUUAAAAAUCAUUAUGGUACAAGAUUUAACUCGAUUGAGGACAGGCUGGUACUGAACAUCUGGGAAACAUGUCUAUCAUUGUCGAGCAUCAGUGUUUGCUUCUAAAUUUUGUGUUAUUCCCCAUCAAGAAUUUGAGUCAUUUAGGGCCAACAGAUAUGUCAUUGUGCAAGGGAUAUUUUGUCGUGGUUUGUACAAAGAUGUAGGGGUUUUGUACAAGAGGUGUCAUAUAUGAAUUUAACAUCUUAAAUUAUGUGUUAAUUUGUAAAAGUGAUAGUGAGUGUUGAUUAUGUAAAUUGAUUGUGUAAAUCCCGAGAAGUGUGGUGUGACUGGCGCCAUUGUUUGUUCGAGAUAUAUCAGACAAUUUAUCAUGUCUGUGGUAUGUGUUUGAGAUGUGUGACGUUAAAGGUGUUUGACCGAUGAUCAGUAUCAUUAUGUAUAUAAUAAUUGUCAGUAACACAGGCAGUGAUCCAGGUAGCCAAUGUCAUGCUCAUUGUUCUAAAGGAACAGAUGUCUGAUUCCUUGGUCAUCUUUUAAUUUGUCUUGUGCCAUUGUCAAUGCUAGAAAAAGUGCCGUCAUUGUCAUGUUCAAAAGUGUUUUAUGUUAAGGUAUCUCUGCCGGUACAGAGACCAAACAACCAUUAGCCUUGAUGUGCGUUUAUCACUAUUUUAUAGAAAUAUGUGGCUAUUGCUGGUUGUAACUAUCGCACUCAUAGUAAUUAUAUCCCAUAUAUAGAUUUUAGCAGAAAUAUGUUGUUACAGAGGAUGUACAUUUCAUUAAGAGAUAUUCUAUAACACCAGUGGUAAUGUUGUGGGAACGAUUUUACAUCAAAGUUACGAUGGCUUCUGUUAAGUUUUUCCUUGCUGUAGGAAUACAGUGCCUGUAGUUUACCUUGCUGUAGAAGUACAGUCUCGAAUAUUAUAACAGAGAAAUCUAAAUUAAAGAAAGGCGUAAUGUUUGUGUACAUUUUCUACCAAAAUGUAACAUUAAACAUUUUAAGUGUAAGUACAUAUAAUUAAAAAACCGUUAAAACCACUAGCAGUUGUUGGAGUAUAUAUAUCUGCUGUUAAAUGUAUUUCAUGUUGAAGCUGAUUCCGUCGAAGUUUUGAAUACUGUUAUAAUUUUGUAAAUUAAAAAUAACCCAUUGUGAUGUGAUGGAUUACGAGUGGGAAGGCAUGUCUAUUUGAUGUGUAGUGCUGUUGUUUUAAAUUUCAUUUAAGUUUUGUUUCCCUAUAAUGAUAAUAUUUCAAAUUGUUUAUUGACUAGUAAUGCAGUGCUGACGGCAUAGUUGUGUUGAAUACUUCUGUAUAUUUACUUCACAAACUGUAGCCUUCUUCAUGUAAUGCUUUCACAUUUCCAUUCUUCCAUAAAAGAACUACCAGUUUAUAUGGAAAGAGCAUAUUUGCAUAAGAUAAAAAAGCAAAAGAACUAAUGUCUAUUUAUCAUAUAUGAAUUUAUAGUGCAUGGUUUUCUAUAAAUUACAGUUAAAUAUGUUGAUACAUAAAAUAUUUAUGUAAACUAUUUUUUCUACCAUAAUUGUAACCUUUCAAAAUGACAAAUUAAAAUAGUGAUUUUCUUUUUGAUAGGCUUAAAAUAUGUACAUCAAUGGUGUAUAUCAAUCUAUAUAUAAUAUUAAUUUUGAUAAUUUUGAUAUUUUAUUAGAUAAUCGGUCGGUGUAUAGGCUGUCAAUCUGAGUAUCAUCCGACGUAAAACACAACAAAUGAGUUCUUGUGUUAUAUCCAUUGAUAUCAUGAGAAGUAGACUGAAGGCUUUUUAAGGUAUAGAAAUAUUGUUAAAUAUUUAUUAGUGGAUUACACCGUUGAACUGGGCGAAAUAAAAACCUUAAUAUUUGUAAUUUAACUUGAAGUACUAUUUCUUGAUACAUAUUAUUUAUAGCUUUUAUUCUAUAAUACACGGAGUCAUCUUUUGGAAAGUUCUAAAAUGUUCAAAAGAAACUAAAUGUAUUUGUUUUAUAUCUUAUAUUUGUCUAAAAACAGGAAUACAUUUAAAUAUGAAUUAUUUUACUAAAAAUUCAAUUCCUUUUAUGACGUCUUUUUUGACAUUGAAAGUUACAGACAACAUCAAGGCAAUUUUUUUAACUUACAGUAAUUCCAUUUUAUGUAUACCUAUAAUAUAGAAGUAAACAUUUCACAAGUCCCUGUGUGGAAAAAAACCCUGUCAUUUGACGGUUGGACUGGGUUAACAGUUGAACUGUAACAUAAUAGAUUUUGUACAAAUUGUUUCUUGUUGAAGUUAAAAGUUAAAAAGUGUUACUAUUUUGUUACCUUGUUUUGUAUUUGAAUUAUAAUGAAAUUCCAGUUUGAACUUUUUUAGCUAUACAUUAUGUUUGUGUACAGUUUUAAAAAGGUAUGGCUAUCAUAAUGUUAGUGAUUGGAAUACAGUGACAAUGUUAUAUUGGCAACGACAGAAUCACUGCUACAGUGUUAUAUGGUGCUAGAAUUACUAGCAGGGUUGAAGAUUUUGACUAUUAUAUUUAAGGAAUACCCAGGGAAUUGGCACCAAAAUGGGGGAGUAGGGGAUAUAUUAUAUAUGUUUUUUUUCCCUCAACAUUAAAAUAGAUGAAUUCUGGAUUAUAUACAUGUACAUGUACUUGCACAUUCUUUAGGUCAAAUUUUAAAGCAGAAUCUGGUCAAAUGACUAUUAAUUCCCUCAUUAGUUACAUUAGUUUCAAAAACAUUAACAAAGCAGAAUUUGAAACAUUAUUGCAACAUAAAGCAGAAUUUUGACAAAUAAUGACUUUUUGACAGUGCUUUUAUUAUGGUAUUUGGGAAUUUACAAUCUUUUAACUCUAAGGGUAUUUAUAAUAACGUACAUAUAAAUCUGACGAUUUUUUUUAGCCUUAAUAACCCUGUACGGCAUUGUUGGCAUUAUACCUCAUAAUCAGUGAUUUGCCAGUUUUGUUUACUAACUUAAAAUGCAGCUGUUACACCAAACAACAAGAAAAGAAUACCUGUAUUUUUCUCAGCGUAUAUGCUGCCUGGAACAUGUUAUUUUGUUUACUGAAACAUUAUCAUUUGUAAAGCUGGAAUUGUCCAUACGGGUGUUUUUUUUUUUUUUUAAUUGAAAAUAGAUAUUUCAAAUUAUUUAUCACAGUUAUCCUGUUACAAUGUCAUAACAUCAUAGAUAGAUCGUGGUACAUGUCGUAACACCUAGCAGAGCUGUUAUAAAUUAUUGGCUAUAAGUCUUCUGUGACAUCACAUCUUUGAGUCAAAAUGUUGAUGUAUUUCAGAUUUCAAAUCAGCACAAGAAAAGAAAAAUAUAAGUUAUUCGACAAACAGAAAUCAAUUGCUAUUAUAUAGGAGAUUAAUGAAUUCAAUGUUUGUCUUGCUGCAAUAAAGUAGUGGAAGAGAGACAAAAGUGUUUCUCGGCAGAACAGAAGCGUCCACAUUGAAACUCUUUUUAAAAAUCAUUAUAUAUACAUGUACAUGUAUUAUGGACAUCCAUUACAUAACCAAAAAUUAUCAAAAGAACAAGUGAACAUCAAGUUUUCAGUUAACAUCUGACAGGUUCCUUCACUGGGACUACAGUAGGUAUAUUCUGCUUGUUCCACUUCAGAGAUUUUAGAUUCUGCCUUGAUGAUCAUCAGUUUUACAAUUUCAUGAUGUGCAUUAAGCAAAAGAGAGGGGUCAAAAUACGAAAACUACUAAAAUCAUGAUUGAUAAAAUCGAAUCUGUUUAUAACGACCUGCCCCAUAUAACUUCAUGGAAAAGUUACUUUUUCAAAAAGUAAUGUUGAGAACUCAACAACUUGUAACCUGUUGAUAUUAAAAGCCUGUGUGGUAAUGAAGAAUCUUAAUCAUGUAAUCAGUACUAUUAUAAGUGCUUUAUUCUGUGUAAAUCAAAGUACUGCAAUUCAGCUUUGCUCAAUUUUAAAUACUGAUUCUAAUAUUAACAUGUGGCCAUAUGUAGCUGUUGGAAGAUGUGCAUUAGGCUUCCAGGAGUAUUGUAUGUAAACCUAUCAUGAAAUGAAAUCUGUCUUCACCUGCCAAAUAACCAUCCAUGACUGAUAGCAUACAACUCAUAAGUUAUCUCUGUACUCCCACACCGACAAGAACCGUUUGGUUUCAGUUGUAUUUUUCAUGUGAAGAGUUUAUAAUUAUGAACAGUUGUGUACAUUGAUUUUUUACAAGUAAGUUAGUAGUUUAUGUCAUGAGGAUUAAUCCUGGAAGGGAAAUAAAUGGUCUUGUUCUGAUAA